AAAAACGAUUGACUGAAUUGGAUUCAUUUGCAAAACUUAAGUGCAAGCAUCAUCAUUCACUACGACGACGCAAGGGCGAUUGCUGUUAAUCAAACUGGAAAGAAGCAAAGGCAUAUCUAUAUUUUAUAAAUAAUAAAAAAAAAACCAAGUGAACAGUAUUAAUUUGCGAGUGUUUGUUAAUGAAUUGAAGAAACAAAAACGACUUUUACAAGAAAAGAAAAAAAUCAUUCAACAAAAAAAAUUGUAUGGUGAAAAAAGUCCUGAGAGCUUAGUGUCAAGUUGAAAAAAAUAAACUGAGAGGAGAGAGUAAAAGGCAAGCGAAGUGUCAAAUGAAAAUUUGAGUGAACAGUGUGAUAAAAAGGAAAACAUACGUCACUUUGAAACCCUGUUUAUUUGACACGGGCAACCAACCAACCACAUACACAAAGUCCUUCCCAUAAAUCCUUGAUUCCUUCAAAAAUAAAAACCAAAAAUGGAUUUUAAUUUCGGUGAUUUGAAAAAGGAAACCAACUCUGCCGUUGAGAACAUUUUUGACCGUGCUGACGAUGCCAAGAAACACGCCCAGGAUAUGUUGGGCAGCAUCGAUGACGUUCUAGGAGGUGGUGGUGUUGAAAAAACUGACAAUGUUAAAUCGGACGGUGUGGUAGAUCCCUUGGACCCCCAAGCUUUUGUACAACGUAUGUCAGCUGGAGCCAAGGAAGCCCAAGAAGAACUGGAUGCCAAAUUCUCAAAGAACACCAAUGAUUUGGAAGAUUUCCUAGGCCAGACCACAAACAGUGUAAAACAAGGUGUGGCUUCGUUGACCAAUGAUUUCAUGAAUGCCGAGCGAGGUUUUAAGGACAGUGCUGGAGAUGCUGCCAAGGAAAUCGAGAAGAAGGCCGCCCAGGCUGUGGAUGAUAUAUUUGGCCACUUUGGUGGCGGUGAUAACAACUUCAAGCCUACAGCCCCUGUUGAGGGUGUAGCCACAAGUGCAAAUAACCAAUUUACCGACUUUGACGACGAUGAGGAUGAACCGGCUGCCAUGACAACCUUUGGCAAAACAGCUGCAACAGGCAUUGCGGCUAGCAACAAGGAUUCUGACAAUGAUUCACCUUCCAUUUCUUACAAUCCAUCUCCAGCCAAAAAGUUACCAUCUGAUGCCCUCAAGGAGCAAGACAAUGAGAAGUUUAUUUCGAGUGAAGAUCUUUUGGGCGAUUUCAAGGAUGAACGCACCGCAACACCAGAUUCUCAGGCUUCCGCCAAUAACUAUUCAGCACCAUUGGCCAAAUUGCAAGAACCCAAAACGACAGAUUUGGAUGCCGAUGAUUUUGAUGAUGACUUUGUUCAGGCUGAAAUUCCAAAACCAGCAGAAGAGAAAUUCGUUCAACCUUCAGCACCAGUUGUUGAACCGGCACCAGUACCAGCAGCAGCACCAGCGGUGGCUAAACCAGUUCCUGUUCCAGUGGAACCGGUAAAAGAACAGCCAGCCCCUGUGCCAGAAGCUAAAAAGGAGGCACCAGUUCCAAGUGCACCGGCACCAACUGCCCCCACUACGACUGCUCCUACUCCAGUAGUUACGAAACAAUCCUCGGCACCCAAGCCAACAACAUCGAAGACGGCACAACAACAGCAGCCAAGUAUUGUAUCGGUUGAGGAUAUUUUCUAUAAAUAUGGUUUGGACGCUUGGUUUAAGCCGGAGCGCUUACAUCCACGAGGUAAGUGUAUUAAUGUCUUAUUGGUGUUGUUGUUAUUGACGUCCAUGUCUAAUGUACACGCCUAUAUGUCUACAUACAUACACGAACAUGCAUAAAAUAUUAGCAGAUGA
This is a messenger RNA of Musca domestica (house fly), 1804 nucleotides long. Its product is annotated as proteoglycan 4. The record is from RefSeq and is a predicted model, not a curated record. The transcript has 2 exons. The coding region runs from base 473 to 1789 and encodes 438 amino acids. Lineage: Eukaryota; Metazoa; Arthropoda; Insecta; Diptera; Muscidae.